UCUCCAAAAACAGAAACAAUAGGCUCUAUUCUUCUUCACCAUCGCCACUGUCUUCUUCCUUUCAUCUGUUAAACAAGGUGCUGAGAACAAACGAAAAAUGGUGAAGAUUUGUUGCAUUGGAGCUGGGUAUGUUGGUGGACCCACCAUGGCUGUGAUUGCAUUGAAAUGUCCCAAGGUUACAGUAACGGUAGUGGACAUAUCUUCUCAGCGAAUCAAUGCAUGGAACAGCGAUCACCUUCCCAUAUAUGAGCCUGGCCUUGAUGAGGUGGUGAAGGAGUGCAGAGGGAAGAACCUUUUCUUCAGCACUGAUGUGGAGAAACACGUUUCAGAGGCUGAUAUAGUCUUUGUUUCUGUAAACACCCCAACAAAAACUCAUGGCCUUGGAGCUGGCAAAGCAGCUGAUUUGACAUACUGGGAGAGUGCUGCUAGAAUGAUUGCUGAUGUUUCAAAAUCAGACAAAAUUGUGGUGGAAAAAUCAACUGUUCCUGUGAAAACAGCAGAAGCAAUUGAGAGGAUUCUGACUCAUAAUAACAAAGGCAUCAAUUUCACUAUUCUUUCAAACCCAGAAUUUCUUGCUGAAGGCACAGCAAUUCAAGACCUUUUCAAUCCAGAUAGAGUCCUUAUUGGAGGGAGGGAGACCCCAGAUGGGCAAAAAGCCAUAGAAGCUCUGAAAAAUGUGUAUGCUAAUUGGGUACCUGUGGAGAGAAUCCUUUGCACCAAUUUGUGGUCUGCUGAACUCUCAAAGCUUGCUGCCAAUGCUUUUCUGGCACAGAGAAUCUCUUCUGUGAAUGCCAUGUCAGCAUUAUGUGAGGCAACUGGUGCUGAUGUAUCCCAGGUGUCACACUCUGUUGGGACAGACUCAAGGAUUGGACCAAAGUUCUUGAAUGCUAGUGUUGGUUUUGGUGGCUCUUGCUUUCAGAAGGACAUAUUGAACUUGGUGUAUAUCUGUGAGUGUAAUGGCCUUCCUGAGGUGGCAAAUUACUGGAAGCAAGUCAUUAAGGUGAAUGAUUACCAGAAAACAAGGUUUGUGAACAGGGUUGUUUCCUCUAUGUUCAACACAGUUUCAGCUAAAAAGAUUGCUAUUCUGGGUUUUGCUUUCAAGAAGGACACCGGUGACACUAGGGAAACCCCAGCAAUUGAUGUGUGUAAAGGACUUUUGGGAGACAAAGCUAGGUUGAGCAUAUAUGAUCCUCAGGUUACUGAAGACCAAAUCACAAAGGAUCUCUCAAUGAGGAAGUUUGAUAAGGACCACCCUGCUCAUCUUCAACCACCUAGCCCCACAUCUAUAAAGCAAGUAUCUGUGGUUUGGGAUGCUUAUGAGGCAGUGAAAGAUGCACAUGGAAUUUGCAUUAUGACCGAGUGGGAUGAGUUCAAGAAGCUUGAUUACCAAAAGGUUUUUGACAGCAUGCAGAAGCCAGCAUUUGUUUUUGAUGGCCGGAAUAUUGUGGAUGUUAAGAAGCUCAGGGAAAUUGGAUUUAUAGUUUAUUCCAUCGGCAAGCCACUUGAUCCAUGGCUCAAGGACAUGCCUGCAGUGGCUUAA
Messenger RNA from Abrus precatorius (Indian licorice), 1540 nucleotides. Its product is annotated as UDP-glucose 6-dehydrogenase 1-like. NCBI's taxonomy places the organism in Eukaryota, Viridiplantae, Streptophyta, Magnoliopsida, Fabales, Fabaceae. Gene Ontology annotation, biological process: glycosaminoglycan biosynthetic process. Gene Ontology annotation, cellular component: nucleus; cytosol. The transcript has 2 exons. Gene Ontology annotation, molecular function: UDP-glucose 6-dehydrogenase activity; NAD binding. Bases 98 to 1540 code for a protein of 480 amino acids. The record is from RefSeq and is a predicted model, not a curated record.